UUUGAAGCUGAACAGGUCUAACAUGUUAUAGUCACCAAAGAAUUUCCGUUGAUUUUUCUAUGACUUUUUACGAUUCGUAUUAAUUUAAAUGACUUUUCCAUGCAUCAUUGUUUUAUGACCAUGACCUUUGUGUUAAAAAUCUCAUCUCGUUAUCUCUCUCUCCUCCCACGCGCAGGGCAAGCGGUUGCUUACUUUCACGCUUAACUGGAUAAGCCUCUAUUGCAACGAGCAGUGACAAGUAUGACGUGACGUCAGGCAGGUAAGUGAAUCAGAAGUGCUGUGAACUUUCUCUUGUUUUAAGGUGUGCCCAUCCUUCUUUCAGGGCGACUGGAAACAUUUAACGGACCAAAAACGACAGGGCUUCAACAGUGUGUUGUGCUUCCAAACAACAUUUCAGACGGACUUUUAUUGAGUUUAGAAAGUACCGAAAAGUUGAUAAACGAACAAUCGGACGAUGGCUGUCGCUGGAAUUUAUCGGGUUAUGUUUGUUUCUGCUGUUUUGAUAUUAGCUUCUGCACAGGCAGGUAGAAGCAAACAAAGAGGUUUCUUUGGCAUGCUGGUUGAUGAUGAUCAUGUGAAAGUUGACCAGAACACUAUAGAUACUCUAAAGAGCGGUCUCACAACCAUUUUCCUGCCAGUUAUUUACAUAAUUGUCUUUGCUGUCGGGUUGCCAAGUAACGCUAUGGCCAUCUAUGUUUUACUGUACCGGUCAAAGAAAAUUUACCCCUCUGCCAUCUACAUGGCAAACCUGGCACUGGCUGACCUAAUGUUUGUUAUCUGGACACCUCUUAAGAUUGCUUACCACUUUAAAGGGAAUAACUGGACAUACGGGGAAGGGAUGUGUAAAGUGAUGGUGGGUUUCUUCUACGCCAACAUGUACAGUUCCAUCCUCUUCAUUGCGUGUCUGAGCAUACAGCGGUACUGGGUUUGCGCUCACCCCCUUACGCAUCAGAGGAAAAACAACAAAUUUGCAAUCAUUGUUUCUGUUAGUAUCUGGAUCUUUAUUUGGGUCAGCACAACUCCUUUGUACCUGUACCAGCAGACUGCUGAACUCUCAGACCCGAACAUCACCACCUGCCAUGACGUCAGUCUUAUCAAGCAAGAGAACUUCCAAAUGAACAAUGUGUUCCCGGACAUUCAGGAGCCCUACUAUUAUUUCAUGGUGAUGGCAGGUCUUGUGUUCUUCAUCCCAAUGGUGGUCAUCAUCGUAGCCUACAUCCUGCUGCUCCAGUCACUUGGAAACUCUGCAGGCGUGGGAAGCGCUGGGAAAAACCGUCAAAAGGCUGUGGCCCUCAUCAUAAUAGUGCUUCUAUCAUUCCUAGUCUGCUUCAUUCCUAGUAAUGUGAUGCUGGUGGUACACUACUCAGUUCUGCGAAUGGGUUGGUCCAACAACGGCUACGGCUUCUACAUCACAACACUAUGCUUGGCUAGUCUAAACAGCUGUCUGGACCCUUUCCUCUACUAUUAUGUGUCUGAUGAUUUCAGGAAACAUGUUAAGAACACACUACUGUGCCAGAGCAGUCGUACGGUGGAGAGGAUGAGAGUGUCUUCCAGUUCAAUUAAAUACAAAAAGACCAACACGAACACUUCCAGUACAACCCGCACAGAAAAUAGCACCUGCUGAGAGCACACCUGCAGAGGUGGAUAUGGACUAUAAUGGGCAGACUGUGACACAAUGGUGGGAAGAUUCUCUUUUGAAUUAUAUUGAAGCUUAGAGUGAAUUUCUAUCAAAACAUGGCCUCAGACAGUCUGUGACAUUUUCUUUCAGCUGUGAGACUUAAGUAAACCAAAAGCUGAUCAGUUGAUGGGGCCACAAAGAGAGUUUGAACAGAACAAUAUGUUUAGACACUCCUACUGUAGCACACUGUCUAAACCUCAGAGAGUCGUAAAGCCAAACACGUUCAUAAAACUUGAAUAGGAGUAUUUCACCAGAUUAUUUUGAUACAUUUUAUAAUGCUCAGAUGUGCCUUGUUUAAUUAUGUUUAAUGUGAAUUUAUCGACCCAUGGUGGGUAAAAUAUUACAAUGUGUGUACAUUUUAAGCCUGGAUUUGUUAUUUUUAAUACUAGCUGUUUUUUUCUAUUGCACAAAAUCUGAUUAACAAAGUUUUUUGCCUCUUAGUCACGCUGUAUUAAAUAGCUGUAAUUUGGUCAGCCACUUCUUAUCACUAAUGAAAGUUUGAGUGAUAUUUGAGAGAUGAUGAUGAUUCUUAAAGUGACACAUUUGAUAUUUCAUACUGAAGUAACUGUUAACAGAGCUUCAUAAUCUUAAACUUGCUUUUUGUCCAUCAAUUCACAGAUCCUAGCCAGUUCAGUGCACAUCUGUGAUAAUUUUCACUCUGUUAAACAAGUGGUUAUUUAUCAUCAUUUGUAUCUCUCUGUAAACCACUAGGGCUUACAGCUCUUUUUUUAAUUUUUUUAUCGGAUGUCACUGUAGCACUAACAUUUUAAAUAAAUGUCUGUUUUGUAAAUCAUUGGGACUCUUUUGUGAAGAAUUGUUAGUUUCCUAUAAUUAGUUGAGUUUGUAAUAUUCUGUGAUUACCUGUUGAAAACGUGUAUGUCUAGAUGAGUCCGCUUGUUUCUGGCAAAACUAUGACACAUUGUAUCAUCACAUCAAACUAUAACUUACCAAACGUAGUGAGUCAUGAUAUCAGACAUUCUUUGUGGUUGUAUCGAUGAAGCUUAGAUAGUUUAAGAAUGUGUUUGCUGAGGCACAAUGAUCUUUGUUCAUGAAAGCAGAACAAGUUUAUAUAUGUGUGUGUGUGUGUGUGUGUGUGUGUGUGUGUGUGUGUGUGUGUAUGAAUUGUUAAUGUUAAUUUGGUUAAAGGGAUAGUUCACCCCAAAAUAAAAAUUCUCUGACCAUUUACUCACCCUAAUGCCAUCCUAGAUGUAUAUGACUUAUUUUCUUCUGCAGAACACAAAAAAAAUUUUUAGAAGAAUUUUUCAGCUUUGUGGAUCCAUAGAAUGCAAGUGAAUGGUGACCAAAAAUUUGAAGCUCCACAAAGCACAUUAAGACAGCAUAAAGGUAAUCCUUUCAACUCCAGUGGUUUACUCCAUGUCUUCUGAAGUGAUCCAAUCGGUUUUUCCUUUUUCACAAUAAAUCUUGACAUGAGCUGUGUCCUUGGCGAUCAUGAUUUUAAGCUCGGUGAACUGUUCCUUUAACCGCUUUUAAUAAUUUUUGUUGAGGGACAAUUGUUGUCCAACAUGAUCAGACGUGAGGUCGGCAUGUUGGUUGCAUACCGAGCGUUCCCCAACCCUAGGAUUGGCCACACUAGGCAUGUCCUAUCGUAAAUUUUUUUUAUCAGCUCCAGCAUGUUUAGCGCCCCCUGUGGCACGACCCGGAAGCGCAUUCCAGGAAGUAAUUCCAUAACUUAAAAAAAAAAAAAAACAACAACUCUAUUCACAACUCUCAGUGCUGGCCAGGAUGGGCCAAUCACAGUUGUUUAUUCUUAUUGGAAGUUUACUGGAGUUUAAAAUCCUUUUUUAGAUACUGCUGAGGCGGAUUAACAUUCACAGGUAUGAAUCCUUGCAAUUAUUAGUUUUUAUUAAAAAAAAAAAAAACAUCCACUGUAAAAUGUCUCCAAUGAGAGAAAAACGUUCUGCUAUUUAAAUGCAGAUGAAUGGAGGAUUUGGUUUGCAAUGUAUUCAUGACUGGGGGUUGCUCCUGCAGCAGUAUCACUUUUUAUUUAUUUGUUUUUCCUUCUGUUUUUGUAUGGUUUGAAAGUGUAUAGGCAUAAUUCAAAUGUUUUAUGUAUUUAUGUAAUACAGAAAGUAUACACAAAUUUAACAGAACAAUGUUGGCAUUGUGACAUGUUAAUUCAGAUUCUUUUUCAGUGAAGUGUAACUUUUCAUUCAGUUUUCAUAGUAUUUUUAAAUAAAAUUUGUGUGAUAUGAAG
Molecule: messenger RNA, 3893 nt
Organism: Myxocyprinus asiaticus (Chinese sucker)
Lineage: Eukaryota; Metazoa; Chordata; Actinopteri; Cypriniformes; Catostomidae
Product: proteinase-activated receptor 2-like
Exons: 2
Coding region: 455-1624 (389 amino acids)
Biological process (GO): thrombin-activated receptor signaling pathway; phospholipase C-activating G protein-coupled receptor signaling pathway; positive regulation of Rho protein signal transduction
Cellular component (GO): membrane
Molecular function (GO): thrombin-activated receptor activity
Source: RefSeq, a predicted model, not a curated record